AUGGCCCCGCUAGAAGCAGAGCCUCGAUGUAUGUUUGUUGAUGACUGUCAAACCGGCUCGCAGCUACGUAAAGCCAUUUCACACCUCUUCGGACGCAACAAGGCGUGUACCCUUCGCAUCCCAAAGCAGGUUUGGGUAUACUAUUGCCGCAAACACUACCAACGGAUUAGGUAUCGAAAUGCCAAGACGUACCCACUCAACCAGAUGUAUCUCGUCAAGAUGCAGAUCAACCGACUUCAAAGAUGGAGUGAUGAGAAUCAACGCCAGGGAGCCGGGCCCUAUAUCAAACUCUGGACGUUGGCGUUGCGCAAGAGAGAGCAAAGCCGUCUUGACAAAGAGGCAGACGCAGCAGAAGAAGGCGACGAUGAAUCUCAAGAGACACCAAACAGCUCAGCUGCACCUGAUUGGAUCAUUCAGCGUCUGGGGACUGGAUACACGACUGAGCAAAUGCUUGAAGUUGCGGAUCGCCUGUACCUAGAAAUUGAGAAUGGAACUCUUGGCCAGGUUCCCGAGGUCGAAUUUCUACCCGACAUUACAGAGCCAGAGGCCGGAAACAUAUCGAAGCUGGUCAGAAACCGCAAGCAAAGCCGCACAGCUGCCGUUGCGGCAGAACCCAAAGUCUCCAAGCGACGGAUUUCUGAAGAUGCAGGUUCCAUCGGCCAAAAGGACUCAUCACCCCCUAUUCAACCUGAUGUGGUUGGAUUUGAGAAUCUUUCGCGGAAGCGGAUUCGCCUCAGCCCUCCUGGAGCAGACUACCACCAGCAUCCUCUGCAGAUGCCCCUUCCAUCCAUCACUAUGACGCCCUACGCAAACAACCGUGUACUUGCACCUUCGUCCGGCAUUCAGUCGGCGGUACCACGUACUUUGCCUGCGGUCCCAAAGAUGCAGAUACCAUCUCCUGACCAUUCCCAGAGACCUAUUGCGCACAUGUAUGGGCUCUCUUCUAGCGAGUUUCGGCGCCCCAGUGGUCUCGGUGACUUUUACAGCCACAAUCAUCAGCAAAAUGCAGCUCACUACCGUGUGAGCGCCGAAUCUCUUGUUCAGCGAAAUAGGGAUUAUCAUAACCAGCAGAGACUGCCAUCCAUUGCUCACCUGGCAGGAGUCAGCGACAUUCAGGACUCAAAAAUGGCGAUUCCUCCAUAUAGAGGUUCUUGGGCAUCGAUAUAUGAUGACCCAAACAUGCCACGGGCCCCUCGCUUGCGAUCUUAUAGCGAUAAUAUCCCAACGAGCCAACCCGUGUUGGAAUAUCCUCGACCAAGUUCGAGCGGCACUUCGCAGUUCGGCUUGACCUACUUUGACAGCAGAGUCUCAACCUCUUCGUCCCAUGAACCGAACACCCGCAGCUACUCUCGAGAGCAGUGGCCUGAGUCGAGUCAGGGCUACGCUCCAGGUUGGCCCCAGCGAUCAGGCAUUCAGCAACAACACAAUUACUAUGAUCAAGUAACUCGCCCUCAACUGGACAGCCUAAGAGCUCCAGCCUACCUUGGAACGAACAAACAGCGUGUUACAGCUGAGAGAGUUGAGCAAGAAGCUCAUCAUUACGGAGAUUCAUGGGUUCAUGCUGACCCAGCCGUUGCGAAGGCCGCUGGAGGAACACGCGAGGAUUAG
Molecule: messenger RNA, 1608 nt
Organism: Trichoderma virens Gv29-8
Lineage: Eukaryota; Fungi; Ascomycota; Sordariomycetes; Hypocreales; Hypocreaceae
Exons: 1
Coding region: 1-1608 (535 amino acids)
Source: RefSeq, a predicted model, not a curated record